AAACCUGCGCACAAGUCGUGCGGCUGUUGGAACUGUCAGGAGAAACCGGUCAUCCCGACAGGCUCGUCGGUCUGGCCGUUUCUCGGCCCCCUGCGACUAAGACGUUAACCUAGGCUUGUGCCACGCUUGAAAAUAGUAUGCCAUGCAAUUAGAAUAACGUUUGCCCGGUUUGGGUUUCUGUUCAAACCGCUGCAACUUUCUGCUGCUACAUAAAUGGACGUGGAAUCCCGCCUAGCCGAGCUGCGAGACGAGUAUGAGCGCAGUCGGGCGUUCCUGGCGCAGCUCGAGUGGUCACUCAAGGUUCGGGAGCCCGAGCCAGAAGAGUCAGAGGCCCGCCGAGGCGAGGGACAUGACAGUACUGCGAAGCUUGAAGAUUCAGCGCGUGUGCCGAAGCUGGACGCGCACCCAGCGUCGCCCCAGCCGCAAGCCAUUGGGGAACGUGAAGCCACGGCGACGUCGCCAUUCAAAACUGCGCACAAAGGACUGGGUUCACGCUUCACUGGAUGGAUUAAGAACAAACUCGCGCCGGGCGGGCACGACGACGCUCCCUCGUUUACCCGCUGCACCAAAUCGUGUGUGCAGCCUGCUCGCCGUCGGGCUUCCUUCGCCACCGUCAACCUGGACCUUGGCGGUGCGCUCGGCGGCAUGGGCGGUGUGGCAGUCGCGACCUACAGCCCCGGCGCAGCCAUCCAAGUCAAUGGCCAGCUAAGCUACGGCCAGGUGCCGCAGGGCGCGCCGUCGCCAGUGGGCCACUGCAACAGCCCCGGCGGCGUGCCCUCGCCAAGCGGGGGUUCAUUCACGCUGUCGUCGGCCGCCGGCGGCCGCGGCCGGGCACCCAUGUCGCGCCGCGCCAGUUUCGUAACUUCAACCAUAAUGCGUUCUUCAGCCAGCAACCAGGUGCAUCCCCAGCCGGGCGGGUGCGGCGACGGCGAUGGGGACGGGGAUGGUGUGCUGCUGAACACGGAUGAGAACGGGGUGGCGGUGAGAGGGCCGGGGCUGGCGGCACCGACGGCGUCAGGUCGCCUCAGUGGCGUGCUGGGGUCAGGCCAGGCCGGUCCGAUCGUGCCGCUGCAUGUCGCGCCCGCCAGCGCACCGCCUUUACAGCGCUUCCCGCUGCGUCGCUCGUCCCUAGACGAAAGGCGCCCAGCCGCCACCGCCGUCGCUGCGAGCGGCAGCAGCAGGGGGCUUGUGCCCUCCGGUCAGCGGCGCGCCAGCAUGGACCUCCAGCGGUCGCCGCCCAUGGCUCUGUCCACAACGACAGGAGCCGGACCUAACGGGGCACUGCCUGCAGUAAGCGGGGCAGAGGUGGCAGCGGCGGUGCCUGAUGAGUUGACGGAGGUGCAACCGCAAUUUCUACCGUCAGUGAACGCUGCCCAGGGCCAGCAGCCGCCACAGCAGCGCUUGUGGCAACAUGUGCAACAACAGCAACAGCAACAGCCGCCACAGCAGCAGCGGCAUUUCACAGGCUACCGGCCAUGCUUCGCAAGCGAGCAGCAGGUGUGGAUAAAGCGCGACGGCAGCGGCGGCGCCGACCCCGCGCCCGCAACCUUCAGCCAGGCUGGCCCAGUUUCAGCUUCAGGGACCGGUGGCGUGGCGGCUGCGCGCGCUGGUGCGUCGGCCUCUGACACACAUGCCUUUUACUCGGGUGCGGGGUCAUCGGGACCGCGCACUCGUUUCUCAGGUGUCGCCGCCAUGAGCGGCGCUGGCGCGCCUAGUGGCGGCGGUGUUGCAGAAGAGGCUGACGUGGACGAUCCCAUGAUUGCGGCGGCUGCGGAGGCCUACUGGGGCUCGGAGGCCGCGGCUGAGGUGGCGAAGGAGGCUGCUGGUGUCCGGGACGGCGCAGCCCACGGCCUCACCGCCUCCAGCCCGGGAGCAGGCGACGGCGGUAUGCAACAGCAGCUGCAGCCACACUGCCAGUACCAGCCGCCUCACACGAGCAGUCCGCAGCGCUACGUCACGGCAGCGGCUGCGGAGCCUACCGGUGCCGCCGCAGCAGCAUCCGGCUCCCACAACGGCGGCGGCAGCACCUCCUUAUCCAUGCGCUUCCGUCGCCUCGCAGCCUCGCCGCCUGCGCUUGGCGUGCCGGGCACGGGGGUCGCGGCCGCUCGGCCCAACAGCACGCGCCCCGGCAAUCCUCCUCGGCGGCUGUCCUUUGAGGCUUACGCAGGGCCAGCAUCUCCAAUCGGCCUUGUAACGGGACCGUAUGAAGGCUCGGCAGGGGUCGCUGGAGCCGAUGGGCUGUUGCCGACAGGCGGAGAAGCUUCUGGUGGCCAGGCGUGGGCGGCGGCGGUGGCGGCGACGGCACCGCGAGCAGCCACGAGCAGCAGCGUCAGUCGGCUUGCGGUCACUCGCAGCUUCGCCACGCCGUUCGGUGCCGCUGCAGCCAGCGACGGUGGUGGCUCAGGUGCGGCGGCCGGGCUUGUCAGCGGCAUCGGCGGGCCUGUGACCAACGCGAACAGCAUUGGCGCGAGCAGUGCAUACGCCUCAGGCGGCCCGGCUGGCCGCCGUUGCUCCAAUGAUGCCAAAUUUGCAAGCACACUGCUGCUGGCGGCCAGCAACCCUGCACCCAGCGGCGGCGGCGGCGCCAGCUCACUGCCGGGCGACGCCAGCGGGUCGUACGCACAUGCAGGGUCCGCAGCCACAGAGCUGGGAGCAGCGGCCGGGAGCCACCGUCACCUGAUGACUUCACCAGGCAGCCCUGCUGUGCCGGUGAAUCCGACGGGCAGCGCCGCAGGUGCAGGGGCCGCGCUGGCACCAACUUGGUACUCACAGACGGCUGCAUCGCCGGGGCCAACGCCGCCUCAGUCGCAUUCGCCUGCAGCACAAACGCAAGAUUCAGGGUUUGUGCAAAGGCUUCAAGCCUUAGGUGCCUGGCGUCACAACUGACUUGGGUCGUGCGUGCACGUGCGCGUGUUGCAGCAGUUGGGGAAGCUAGUACUAACAGGGAUGUUACAAUAGCAGAAGAUGAGAGCAUUGACAGUCGACAGUGUGCAUGUGGAAAGCGAACGCAUACAGUGCACCGUGUACGGAUGUGUUUAUGCACGAAUGUUCAUGCAAAAGUGUAAAACGGAAGCAUUCACGUGGCGAGGACGACCAGAGCCUACGGGUAGCAAGCAUGAUGCGUGGCUCGGGUUUCAGGAGGGAUGGUUGCAGUUGCAGCACGGCAGGCUUGGGGGCGUGCACAAGAACCCGUUGAACAGGGGUAGCCAUGCUGGUUUACGACAUGUGGCGCGAAUUGCAAUGUGAUGUCCUUGGCAAGCCGGCGCCAUGAGCGCAUUGAGUUUCGGGUGAUUGUGUGCAGGCCAGGGAGUUACCUCUUCAUAACACUGAGCAAUGCCACGGACUGCACACUGCACCUCUGAAGCACUGCGUACGGUAUGCAGCUGGCUGCAAUACUGCUCUCAGACUGGCACGGAACUUCAAAUGCAAUUUAUUCUUGAGGAUGCAUGCGAGGCAUGCGUGAGCCCAAGCUUUACGGCUGGUUGGGGUGCUUUAAUCUUGUUCAUGCGCACGUAUGAACUGUACGAAUUCAGCGGCUAAACUGCUUGAUUGCAUGUGUGUGGGAGUGUACAAUGGAGAAGAGAACGCAAUGACCCUGUGGUGUGGUGCAGGGGCUUAUGGUGUCGCGGGAGAACUUAUCUGCCCACGACCUGCCCAUCCCGUUUGCCAUGUCUACCCGCGCGUACCUGUUAUCCACAACUACCCGAGGUUUUGGUGGGAAUGAGCGUCCCCGUCAUUGGGUGGUCGUGUGCGUGCACGUGUGCGUGUGUUUGGUUUUGAAGUGGUGCGGCGGUCAUUCAGUGGGUCUCGGCCCAAGAGUUGACUGCAGUGUCGGCGCUGCCGGUAUAUCAUCGCACGUUCUGAGUCCGGCUCGAAUUCAUAACGGCACCUGGAUGACCUUUCUGAUGUGUCGCUCGAGCUGCAAACACGCUCGGCCCGUAAAGUGGGAGACCCGUGCACGGGGAAAGCAGUGGCGCAGACGUGUUGCGAAUGCUUGGGAGUGCCACGAUGUCCAGUUGAGAGGAUUGGCUCUUGCGGGUGGAACUGUACAUGCACCUAUGGACCGCUGAGGAGAGCGGAUGUAGCCCAGAACCCACCGCCAAUCAAGGUCUAAGGAAAAUAGGGCAGGGCGUGGAAGCCCCGACUCGUCAUUGCUUGCUCGCAGCCCGCGAGCCCUGGAGCCCUGCUCGCGCAGUGGCGAUGGAGCUGGCGGCGUUGGCAUGGAGUGGCGUUGGCGUGUGUCAAAGAGCACAAGGAUGAAUAAGCACAAAGAUUGUGUAUGCCAUGCAGCGCGACGGAUGUUACCGUUGGCCUGUGUGUGUGCCCCUGAUGGCGUGUCGCUCUGGUUAGGAUCGGGGCGGACAGACGGACAGGCCCCACGGGGCCCUAGGCGUCCGCCGCCACGUUGCGGGGGUUGGGGGUUGUUAGCUCCAGGCUGCUGCAGGGUUUUUGGUGCUUCGCCAGUGUUCCGUGCUUUUUCACUGCGGCGUUCACCUGGAGUCAGGGAGGGGGUGCUCGGUUUUGCUGCUUGUCUUUUUGCCGCGCGGGCUGGGGUUGCGCUGCGCGCAUGUGCGCCUCUGUUUGGCGCUGUGUGUGGCAUGGUUGUCGCCUGCUGGCGUUGGGUUGUGUCUCCCGUCGCCGUUGCCCGGCUUUGCGGAGUUUGCUGAAAGUCAAGGUCUGUGCAGCGCUCUCACGCGUUGAUGCUGGUGGUGGCGGCUGUGUCGCGUUGCGCUGGGGUGCGUCGCUCGGUUGGGUUUUGAGCUGUCCCUGCAGUGGAAGUGCCCUUGGCUGU
Chlamydomonas reinhardtii is the source of this 4792-nucleotide messenger RNA. RefSeq lists its product as uncharacterized. The record is from RefSeq and is a predicted model, not a curated record. Bases 214 to 2886 code for a protein of 890 amino acids. Lineage: Eukaryota; Viridiplantae; Chlorophyta; Chlorophyceae; Chlamydomonadales; Chlamydomonadaceae. The transcript has a single exon.